Prunus persica (peach) is the source of this 482-nucleotide messenger RNA. RefSeq lists its product as uncharacterized. The coding region runs from base 54 to 482 and encodes 142 amino acids. The transcript has 2 exons. NCBI's taxonomy places the organism in Eukaryota, Viridiplantae, Streptophyta, Magnoliopsida, Rosales, Rosaceae. The record is from RefSeq and is a predicted model, not a curated record.
UCAUUGACCGGGCCUAAAAGACGAUCCUCACCUCUGCCUAUGCCUUUGGCGAGAUGUACGUCAGCAUGGCUAAGGCUGAUAAGGAGAUCCAGAGGCUGAAGAGGCAGGAUGAGCUAGCCAAGAGCAAAAUGGCGGAGGCGCAGGAGGCCAUCCGAGAGAAGAACGCCUUGCUGGUUCAAAAGGCGGCCCUGGCCAAGGAGGUGGAGGAGCUGAAGAGAUCGAAGGCCGAGGAGGUGGCUGCUGCCCGAGUCGAGGCGAUUGAGUCCUUCCGAUCCUCAGAGGAGCUGAAGAGCUAUAUCAUGGACCGACUGGUUGAUGAGCAGCUUCGCUGGGAAGAUAGGUUGGUUAGGUUCAACCCCUCGGUGGAGAUUAACUUUGACACCAGUGGCGAGCCUACUGCACAGACCCCUCCUGCUGAUGCUAGCGCCCCGACACCAGAGGCUGAGCCGGCCAGUGAGGAUGCCCCGUCGACCGAGUGUUGA